Messenger RNA from Mycena citricolor, 1158 nucleotides. Lineage: Eukaryota; Fungi; Basidiomycota; Agaricomycetes; Agaricales; Mycenaceae. The record is from the annotation of a GenBank genome assembly.
AUGAUGAUGACGGAACUCAAAAAACUUUACGUCGGUUCGCUGAGAUUGACUGCCGGCUGCCGGAAACUGGGCAUCGGCCUGAUGCGUGUCGCUAUCUUCGUGAUCUUCGUCUGGAUCGGCGGCCUGAAAUUUUGGAAUUACGAGGCCGAAGGGAUCGUCCCUUUCGUCGCCAACAGCCCUUUCAUGAGCUUCUUCUAUACGAAAUCCGCGCCCGAAUACAGGGAUUACAAGCUCCGCGAGGGCGAAUUCGACCCGGCUAAACGCGACUGGCAUACGGCGAACAAUACGUACGGGUUCUCGCGCGGACUGGGCGUCCUGAUUAUGGGGAUCGGGGCGAAAGCGGCGGCCAUGCGCCUCGAACUUCCGUUCGACCGGAAAAAAGAGUUUUACCGCCGGGCCGUCGCGGUCAAGGAAGAGGUCGUUUCGUCGUUGCGCGACCGGAAUUACCACAACCUGGCCGACCGUCCGGGGGAUCGCGGUCUAUACCGGCGUCGGCUCGUUCGUCUCCCGGACGAGGUUUCGGUGGAGGGCGCGGAAGGCAGGCAGGUGCUGAAAGCGAAAUACAUCUUUAUCGAUACCGGGGCCGAGACCGUCCUGCCGCCGAUCGACGGGCUGUCUGCGAGCCGUUUCGUCCAUACGAGCGCGUCGAUCAUGGAGCUGAAGGAGUUGCCGCGCCGGCUGGCGAUCGUGGGCGGCGGGUACAUCGGGCUCGAAUUCGCCUCCAUGUACGCCUCUUUCGGCUCGGAAGUGACGGUGUUCGAAGGGGGGCCUGUGCUGAUGCCGAGGGAAGACCGGGAUGUCGCCGACAGCGUCCGGGAGACUCUUGAGAAAAAGGGGACGUUUUCCGAACGGGCGCCGACGUAUUCUGCCGGCGUAAAGGUCGAUUCGCGCGGGGCCGUCAUCGUGGACGAUCGGCUGAGGACGUCCAAUCCGAAUAUCCGCGCGAUCGGCGAUGUGAAGGGGGGACUCCAGUUCACUUACAUUUCGCUGGACGAUUACCGGAUUAUCCGGGACGACCUGUUCGGCGCGGCGGUGCGGAAAACCGGCGACCGCAAUCCGGUGGCCUACUCCGUAUUCAUCGACCCGCCGUUGUCGCACAUCGGCAUUACCGAAAAGACGGCCCGCGGAACAACCUGGAUGUCCGGGUCAAACGGAUAG